Molecule: messenger RNA, 1144 nt
Organism: Wyeomyia smithii (pitcher-plant mosquito)
Lineage: Eukaryota; Metazoa; Arthropoda; Insecta; Diptera; Culicidae
Product: endocuticle structural glycoprotein SgAbd-4-like
Exons: 2
Coding region: 144-554 (136 amino acids)
Cellular component (GO): chitin-based extracellular matrix
Molecular function (GO): structural constituent of chitin-based larval cuticle
Source: RefSeq, a predicted model, not a curated record
CAGUAUAAAAAGCGAUGAAUUUUGCUUAACGAUUGUCAGUCUUAGUAUAGUGGUCACAUCAUUAAUUUGAUCUGCAGUUACAAUCUUAGCCAGCAGGCAGCCGCGCCGAGACAACAGAAAUACAUAGAAUCUAUCCUAGCAAGAUGUUCAGACUGGUAAUCAUCUCCACCCUGGCAGCUGUGGCACUCGCCCAGAACCCGGACGCCGAAGCACAGAUUCUCUCAUCGGACAGUGUAGUCAAUCCGGAUGGCUCGUACUCAUGGAACUACGAAACCAGCAACGGAAUCCGCGCCCAAGAGGAAGGAGUGGGUGGUCAGAGUGCCCAAGGUAGCGCCUCGUGGACGGACCGCGACGGAACCCCCAUCCAGCUGACGUACGUUGCUGACGUGAAUGGAUUCCAACCACAAGGCGCUCAUCUGCCGCGUGAAGGACCAGCCCCGGCCCAUGUCUUGAAGACACUCGAAUUCAUCCGUGCCAACCCACCGAAGGAUGAUCCCAACUUUAACAUCCAAGCGUUGGAAGCGGAAAUUGCCAGACUACAGGCUCUCCAGUAAAAAGUACCACGAAAGAGGCGAUGGAAUCCUGGGGCCCUUUUCGGAACUCGUAGCGACCUGUGCACAUACUCAGAAUACCAAGAAGGAUUACACUAAAGGCGAUGCAAAAGCAAAUUGAAAGUUUUGAAUUUUAUUUUGUAAAUUUAUUGUAAAUAUUACAUAGUUUUAAAUCUACUCUGAGCAUCAUGAAGCGGAGGUGAGGAUUUUAAAAAUUGACAUUUUAAAGAUUAGCGCAGUAUUUGACAUGCAUUUGAUGCUUUGCUUGUGCGACAACCACAACCAUGUGCCCAUAUCUUGUUUUUUUUUUUAAUUGAAGCGUACAAGGAAGAGAUUAAACAAAAAUCCGCUACUGACGUUUAACGUCGAUAAAGUAUAGGACGAGUCAAAUAGUAAUAUUUUGCAGUAACAAGAUCAAUUCACUCAAACGAGGAGGAAAACUAAAAAGAGAGGGGAAUAGAAAGAGCGAGAGAUGUGACGAUAUAUAUGAGAUAAGAACGAAAAAAAUAGAAACUCAGCUAAAGAUAGGUGAACGAAAAAUACUAUCUCAAUGACAUAACUUGUUCAUACAAAAAAAAAUAUUUUUAAAAUAA